UCUAAUUCUAAUUUUAAUUCUAAAUACAUUACAAUGACUUCAUAAAAUUCUAAUUGUAAUUCUAAAUUCUUGUUGGUUCCCACCAGUCAGUGGUAAGGCUACAUCGCUCUUUCGCUCUGCACACAAAGGUCAAACCGCCUGCGUGACAACACGGAUUUCAGGGUGAAACUUUUCUACGAGCGUCCUCCGGUUUGCUUGUUGUCCCGAAAAGCUGAAAAUACUCGCGCAGCCCAGCCAGGGACGCUAAAUUGUCGUGGAAAUUAGACAACACUCGUAGACUUGUCCUUUUUACCUCUGAAGAUGAGUAACCGACAGCGAGGAGUUCCUCUCGGCCUGCUCUUGCUGGCGUCUCAGGUGUUCCAGAUCGGCACGGACAACAUCCCUCCUGCUACACUAGUGACGCUCAUCCUCAACGUCUACCUCUUCCUGUUUCCUUUCAAGCCCCUUUUACAGACCUGUGUGAGCGUACAGCAGGCAUACUGGGGUGGAGACUGGCAUCGUCUCCUGUUCUCCCCUUUUCACCACGUCAAUGAUUUGCACCUCUACUUCAACAUGGCCUCCUUCCUCUGGAAAGGCGUGAACCUGGAGCGCAGGCUCGGCACAGCCUGGUUCGCCUACCUCCUGUCCGUCUUCUCCCUGCUUACCGGAUUGGUCUAUCUGCUUCUGGAGGCGGGGCUAACGGAACUCCUGGACGAUUCCUCCUUUAGCAUGCAGUGCGCUGUAGGGUUUUCGGGUGUUCUCUUCGGGCUGAAAGUUGUGAACAAUUAUUAUAACCCGGGCGGGGUCAAAUACAUCAUGGGGUGUCCUGUGGCCAAACGCUACGCCUGCUGGGUGGAGCUAGUCCUCAUACACAUCCUGAACCCAGGGACUUCGUUUGUUGGGCACCUGUCUGGUAUUUUGGUGGGGCUUCUCUACAUUACUGGUCCCCUCAGAACACUUAUGAAAACAUGUGCAGAUUUUGCAAGUGGUCAUGGAAACUACAGCAGGCCUCGCACGUACCAUAACUCUUCAGGUUAUAGUGGAUAUGGAACGCCCUACACACCGACCAGCUCCCCGUACUCCAGGCAGGGUCUCUACAACCUAGCCGAGCCAUCGGCAUUCUCUCAGCACCCUUAUACAGCUGGUCUAACGGAGCAGGAGCAGUACGAGGCAGCCAUCAGGGCCAGCCUGCAAGACCAAGGACGGCAUGCUCACCGCAAACCACUGCCUGGGUUCAGAACCAACUCUGAGCCCAACAUCGAGGAAAUACGUCAUCGCCGACUUCAGAGGUUUGACCCAAAGAUGUAAAAACCUUUUAAAAGCUUUAAACCUUUAAAGAUAAAUUAGGAUCACUACUGAGUCAGUAACAGUAUGUUACAGUGCAAUGUAUUACUAAUGCACCUUUAUGCCAGGUUAUACAUCACUAUCAGUUGCACUUUCAGACUAAUAAGACAUUAUAAUUGAAGAUCCUGUAAAGAUGAUUGUUCUCUAUCCAGAAACCUGGCCUUUAUUCAUCUGCUAUGAAGUUAAUUGGCUUUAAUUCAUCUUGUGUAUAUGCACUCCUAUAAGUCUUAAUCAUUUGCACUAUGAAAUGUAAGAAGAUAUCUCCACUGGCUUGGAUAAGCGGUGUUUUGCUGGCUGUUGUCUUUAUUGAUGAAAGUUUAUUUUUGUAAAUAAAUCCUACAUUUUGGGAUGUACCUUUUAA
Messenger RNA from Ictalurus furcatus (blue catfish), 1684 nucleotides. It is a transcript of the gene rhbdd1, whose product is annotated as rhomboid domain containing 1. The transcript is spliced from 8 exons. NCBI's taxonomy places the organism in Eukaryota, Metazoa, Chordata, Actinopteri, Siluriformes, Ictaluridae. Gene Ontology annotation, cellular component: membrane. The coding region runs from base 301 to 1287 and encodes 328 amino acids. The record is from RefSeq and is a predicted model, not a curated record. Gene Ontology annotation, molecular function: serine-type endopeptidase activity.